AUGGCGACAGAAUGGAGCGGGCAGCAGGGUUACAUUCUCACUGUCGUUAUCUGCCUGUGGAGCGCGGUCGGGGGGCGCACGGAGGCGGCGGCUGCGGCUGCGGCGGCGGCGGGGACCGGCGGCAGCGAGGUGCUCGGCAUGCGGCUGGAGAGGAGCGACAAGCCGGCCAGCACCAAUGACGACGGUGUCAUCCAGGUGACAGAGGAGAGCUCCGUUCAGCUCCGGUUUUACGGGGUGCAGCUCCACUCGGGCGCCUGGACGCAGAUCCGCUUCACGGAGCUCGCGGAAGGGGAGGACGCGGGAGCGGACGCGGAGGAGGAGGAGGAGGCGGCGGCGGCGGUGGCGGCUGCGAGAGGAGGCAGCAGCAGCGGCAUGAUGGAGGGACCGGACAGGACUUGUGUUGACUUCACGAAAGACAUCAGUGUCGGGACCUUCAUGAACGUGAGCAGCAGGGGCACGUCCGGGCUGCUCACCGUGCACGUGAAGCCGCUGCGCAAGAGCGAGCCGCAGAAGGAGUACGCGGUGUGCACGGCGAGCGGCGCGGACGGCAGCAGGUGGGUGCUGCUGGGGGACAGCGAUGGCAGGCUGCUGGUGGUGGAGGAGAAGAAGUCCCUGCUGCCCCUAUGGCUGCAGGGCAUCCUCAUUUCCUGUCUGCUGGUCCUCUCCGGGAUGUUCUCCGGGUUGAACCUGGGCCUGAUGGCGCUGGACCCCAUGGAGCUGCGCAUCGUGCAGAGCUGCGGCACCGACAAGGAGAAGAAUUACGCGCGGAAGAUCGAACCCAUCCGCAGCAAAGGUAACUACCUCCUGUGCUCGCUGCUGCUCGGCAACGUCCUGGUGAACACCACGCUCACCAUCCUGCUCGACGACCUGAUCGGAUCCGGGCUCGGGGCUGUGGUGGCCUCCACCGUGGGGAUCGUCAUCUUUGGGGAGAUCGUCCCCCAAGCGCUGUGCUCGCGCCACGGGCUGGCCGUGGGGGCAAACACCAUCCUGGUCACCAAGUUCUUCAUGUUCCUCACGUUCCCGGUGUCCUUCCCGGUCAGCAAGCUCCUGGACGUCCUGCUGGGUCAGGAGAUCGGGACCGUGUACAACCGGGAGAAGCUGGUGGGGAUGCUGAAGGUGACGGAGCCGUACAACGACCUGGUGAAAGAGGAGCUCAACAUGAUCCAGGGCGCGCUGGAGCUCAGGACCAAGACCGUGGAGGACGUGAUGACCCCCAUAGGGAACUGCUUCAUGAUCCAGGCGGACGCGGUUCUGGACUUCAACACCAUGUCGGAGAUCAUGGAGAGUGGAUACACGCGCAUCCCGGUGUAUGACGACGAGAGGUCCAACAUCGUGGACAUCCUGUACGUGAAGGACCUGGCCUUCGUGGACCCGGAUGACUGCACCACCCUGAAGACCAUCACCAAGUUCUACAACCACCCGGUGCACUUUGUGUUUCACGACACCAAGCUGGACGCCAUGCUGGAGGAGUUCAAGAAAGGUAAAUCCCACCUGGCCAUCGUCCAGAAGGUGAACAACGAGGGGGAGGGAGAUCCGUUCUACGAGGUGUUGGGAUUGGUGACCCUGGAGGACGUCAUCGAGGAGAUCAUCAAGUCCGAGAUCCUGGACGAGUCUGACCUCUACACCGACAACAGAAACAGGAAAAAGGUCGACCCGAAUAAAAACAAGCCCGACUUCUCGGCCUUCAAGAACGACGCCGACAGCAAAGUGAAGAUCUCUCCUCAGCUCAUGCUGGCCGCUCAUCGUUUCCUGGCUACAGAGGUGAGUCUGUUCAGCCCGUUCCAGAUCACAGAGAAAGUCCUGCUGAGGGUCCUGAGACACCCCGACGUCAUCCAGGAGCUCAAAUUCAACGAGAACGACAAACGCUCGCCGCUUCACUUCCUGUACCAGAGAGGGAAACCUGUCGACUACUUUGUCCUCAUCCUGCAGGGGAGAGUGGAGGUGGAAGCUGGAAACGAAAACAUGAAGUUUGAAACCGGCCCGUUCUCCUACUACGGAGUCAUGGCUCUGAGCUCACCAACGAUGGCUGUCACCCCUCCUCUCUCCCCGUCAGUGGCGUCCCCCCCUCCACGACGCCUCUCUCUUAAGAGGUUUUCUCUGUUCACUCGUUUUCCAGAGUUUCGUUCCCCGUCACAUGGGGGCAACCUCAACCGCUCGGCGUCUCUGAGCUGCACUGAGCGCGCUCCGGACAGCGCCUCGGUGGGCGGGAGCAUCAACCAGAUCCCAGGGACACCCUUCCAAUACAUAACAGACUUCUGCGUCCGUGCCCUCACAGACCUGCAGUUUGUCAAGAUCACUCGUGCUCAGUACCAGAACGGUCUCCUGGCCUCCAGGCUCGACAGCUCGCCUCAGACCCCAGACGGCAGUCACACUCGUCUGGACACAUCUGCCUCAUUGCCCAUCACGCCGCCGGGGACCCGCGUUCCACUGCCGCUGGCCACACCUCCUUUUAAGCGCCAGACGUCUAACACUCAACUGCCACCGAGCAGCCGCUCGCUGCCCCAAACCACCUCGUCAUCCGGACGCAGACCCAGCCAGUCUCUGCCCCAAGCCACUCCCCCUCCGAUUAACCACACCCCCAUCUCCCAAACCCCUGCGUCUUCCAUGAGCAUAGCCAUCUCCAACCCCCACCCGACUCUGACCUCCUCCAGGUCCCAGCAUUCCUCUGCUGGCUCGGAGAACGGGGCGGGAGAGACCACCACUCUGCUCAGUGAGCAGCAGAACUGUGUGGGCCCGCGCAGACCCAGCCACGGCCAGGCCCACCCCCACCCACAGGUCCACACCAUCAGUCAUACACACACUGAGAGCACCAUCUAACUCGAGUCCCUGUGGGGGGAAACUGCCCGUGCACUCAGUUACAAAAAACACACACUAGCACUUCUUCCUGAUUCCUGUUUGCUCGUUGUCUCCUGAACUUGAAGUCUGAGGAGCAGCACAUCGGUGUAUUUUGUAAACGGAGAUCCUUCCUUUAUCCCUUCCUGCAUGCCCCCCCUCCCUCUCCAACACUAAACAAUAUCAAGAAUAGACUACAAAGAUGGCGGAGGCGCAUGGAACGCCGUUGAGCGUGAUUAGACAGGAUGUGUCUAACUUAAAGAAUCAGUUCACCAGGUUUCAAAAUUAUUAAUUUUUUGCCUUCAACCCAGAAAAUAUAAAUCUUUCUUAAAGAAACACUUUCCCAAAUUUUGAAAAUAACAGCACACAAAACUGAAACCAUUUACAAGUUGCUUUUUUUGUAAUUUGUGUGAACUGGCCCUUUAAGUCAUCGCUGGUGAGACAUUAGCAGAAGACUCACGUUCCCACCUGCUGCGUCCCUUCAGCCCUGCUACACACACUACUUUAAACCAGUAACAGUUGAGCUUUAUUUAUUUCUCUCAAUUUCUGUUUCUAUUUUUCCAAAGAGUGCAACUUCCAUAACCUGACACCGUCGAGGUUUUAACUUCAGUUGUAGUUCGUUAUAGAACAGCAGUUUGUAUGAUUGUGUGGUUGGGAUUUUGGGGGUGGCUUUUAUAGUCGAGGGACAGACAUGUGGGAAUGAAUAUCCCCUUGUCUCUCCUCUGUGCUGAGCUGCUGGUGGGUCUAUUUCACUUCCAGCAAACAGACCAGAUUCACUGUACUGUAAGGAUUUUGUGAUCUGAGGUGAAAGUUGAACAACCAUAACGCUGAUUUUGCACGAUUCUGCCACUUUUAAUACAAAUCCUGGACA
Messenger RNA from Labrus bergylta (ballan wrasse), 3703 nucleotides. Its product is annotated as metal transporter CNNM4. Lineage: Eukaryota; Metazoa; Chordata; Actinopteri; Labriformes; Labridae. Gene Ontology annotation, biological process: intracellular manganese ion homeostasis; magnesium ion homeostasis; magnesium ion transport. Gene Ontology annotation, cellular component: plasma membrane; cytoplasm. Gene Ontology annotation, molecular function: magnesium ion transmembrane transporter activity; sodium ion transmembrane transporter activity. The record is from RefSeq and is a predicted model, not a curated record.